CUCAAAAUAUCUAGAGAAACUGAAUCCGUGUCAAAAGUGUAUAAUUAUCGACGUUAAAAAGUUUCAUCGAAUCACGGAAGAAACAUGAAGAGUCUGUGCUACUUGGGUUUACUGUUUAUUCUGCUUUCGACAACGGAAAAAUGUCAGGCCGGCGUAUUCGGUGACAAAAUGAAAAAUUUCUUCGGACUCUUCGGCAAUAAGCCGCCUUCCUCCGAUGAGCCACCUGCGCCUUGCUACUGUAGUUGCGGACUACGGAACGAGGAAAGUCGUAUAGUCGGAGGCCAGACGACGAGUAUGAAUGAGUUUCCAUGGAUGGCUAGAUUAUCGUACCUAAACAAGUUUUAUUGCGGAGGCACGCUUAUAAACGAUCGCUACGUGCUCACGGCCGCGCACUGUGUGAAAGGAUUCAUGUGGUUCAUGAUUAAAGUCACUUUCGGCGAACACGACAGAUGUAUUGAGAAAGGGGCGGAAACCAGAUACGUGGUGCGCGUCAUGACCGGUGAUUUCAGCUUCCUAAAUUUCGACAAUGACAUUGCGCUCCUCCGUCUGAAUGAAAGAAUACCAUUGAGCGACACGAUACGGCCGAUUUGCUUGCCAUCGAUGUUAGAUAAACAGUACGAAGGGACAAACGCGGUCGCGUCGGGUUGGGGUACGCUGCAGGAGGACGGCAAACCGUCCUGCCUUCUCCAGGAAGUGGAACUACCUGUCAUGAGCCUUCAGGAUUGCCGCAACACCAGCUACAGUCCUCGAAUGAUCUCGGACAAUAUGUUAUGUGCGGGUUAUCCGGAAGGAAAAAAGGACUCGUGUCAGGGAGAUAGUGGAGGACCUCUGAUAGCGGAGCGCGAAGAUAAAAAGUACGAACUCAUUGGCGUCGUGUCCUGGGGUAAUGGCUGUGCGCGACCUGGAUAUCCAGGUGUAUACACGAGAGUCACGCGUUACAUGGAUUGGAUCUUGAAGAAUUCAAAGGACGGUUGCUUCUGCGAGCAUAACUGAAUGUGAUUAUAGGCUGCCACGUAGUUGGACAUAUGACAGAGCACAGAGAUUGUUUGUACGUACUGUUGUAAAAUACGUUCUGAAAUCGCGCCGUAAGUUUAGCGACUAGAGUGAUAUCGUGUCCGGAUUUGCGACCGACCGACGUAAAUUUGUCGAGAAUAUUUGAUAUGAGUUUUCGUACAAUAUCAAUUUAUUAUUAUUAAGUACAUUGUGUUAUUAUGUCUUCUGUUAUUUAAUAUCUGUUAAACGAUAGAACAGCAGUGGAUAAAAAACCUGUCGAGAGAAACAACGUCGCGAAGAAAUAUAUCGUAAGAUUGUUAGGUCGUUGAGAAAAGAAAGUUUACGGAAUGAAUAAUGCACCAUACAAUAUUUCGCUCAAAUUGCGAAAAAAAUAGCCAAAGGCUAAGAUACUUAAUUUUUCACUGUGGAGAAAAUCAAUCAAAUUACAUAUAGUGAGAUCGAGAUUAUAGACUUAAGCUAUCGGUGUCAUACUUUUUUAUAAAGAAAUGUUUAUUGUUACGGUACUUUUUAUAUAGGAAAAAUACUUAAUAAA
Dinoponera quadriceps is the source of this 1546-nucleotide messenger RNA. Its product is annotated as trypsin-1-like. Gene Ontology annotation, biological process: proteolysis. Bases 85 to 993 code for a protein of 302 amino acids. Gene Ontology annotation, molecular function: serine-type endopeptidase activity. Lineage: Eukaryota; Metazoa; Arthropoda; Insecta; Hymenoptera; Formicidae. The transcript is spliced from 6 exons. The record is from RefSeq and is a predicted model, not a curated record.